AUGGACAGUAGUGUAGAGGAGGCCACAAUGACCUUGUUGAAAAGCAAGAAAAAUGUGGUCCUUGUGCGAGAAUCCAGCUCCGAGCCCGCUGCGCUGGCUACUUUUGAUUACUCAGACCUCAACGCCUACCUUCUGGUUGUUGUUGGCCUUUCGAAGCCUGAGGCCCACCAAGUUGAGCUGUAUAAUAACAUAAUGCUUAACGCUCGAGAGGGGAAUAAUAUCUCUAUGCGAAAAAUACAGGCCCUGUGCAGACAGGAACCACUCGUCGCGGUUCCGUCGAAUGGCAAUCUAGCCCAGGCCAUCGAAAUUCUAGGAAGUGGAAUUCACCGCCUUCUGGUCACUAAUGCACUGGGAAACGUUGUAGGCAUUAUGAGUCAACUUCUGAUGGUUGAUUUCUUUUGGAAUGAGGGUGUUAACUUUCCUGCUGUUGACCGAUUGUACCCUGUCAUGCUACGAGAUUUGGGCUUCGGAUGCUCCGCUUUCGGAAGCUCUGCUCCUCAUGCACAAUGA
Metarhizium album ARSEF 1941 is the source of this 510-nucleotide messenger RNA. Its product is annotated as CBS domain containing protein. The transcript is spliced from 3 exons. The record is from RefSeq and is a predicted model, not a curated record. Bases 1 to 510 code for a protein of 169 amino acids. NCBI's taxonomy places the organism in Eukaryota, Fungi, Ascomycota, Sordariomycetes, Hypocreales, Clavicipitaceae.